Cyprinus carpio (common carp) is the source of this 3393-nucleotide messenger RNA. Its product is annotated as vesicular glutamate transporter 2.1. Gene Ontology annotation, molecular function: neurotransmitter transmembrane transporter activity; L-glutamate transmembrane transporter activity. Gene Ontology annotation, cellular component: excitatory synapse; synaptic vesicle membrane. Gene Ontology annotation, biological process: synaptic transmission, glutamatergic; transmembrane transport; neurotransmitter loading into synaptic vesicle. NCBI's taxonomy places the organism in Eukaryota, Metazoa, Chordata, Actinopteri, Cypriniformes, Cyprinidae. The record is from RefSeq and is a predicted model, not a curated record.
GUCCGUGAGGAUGUUUAGCAGGAUGUUCAAAUAAUAAAUACGAUAAUAUAAAAUUAUCUUAUCAACACUUGAAUAAAAUGACUUGAAUACAAAUUAGCUUGCAUCUUGACUGUAUUAUCUUCGGAUUCGACGUACGUGUACAUUCAGUAGCAGUUUUUAUUUAUUUUUGCUGUGAAGGACAGAAAAGAGGGAGGAGGACUGCGAGGUAUGUAUGAAUUAUUAAUACGCUUUCCUUCACACUAGCACUCGGGGAAACACCCCUCGUUCGGUUUCCAUAGCACCGUCCCCAGGAGGCUUGCUUGACGGCCUCUGAUGGAUAACAACCAUUAGGCAUAAAAGCACAAAUGUAGAAACUUCGAAUGUCAGGUCACGUGCCCUUCAUAUACGCACCGAAAGACUGUCAUUUGCCGCACGUGGAACAUAAUUCACAUCAUCUGAGGACAUAACCAGAGAAAAUGUGAAUGGAAUGUGAAGAUUUUCCGCCCUCUAUAACCCCUCCCAAAACAGCGGUUCUGAGGGAGUGAUCCGGCGCUGGGAGUCGCGGCGAGACUGUCGCUGACCUUGGUGCUGAACGCCUUGCACAUUUCUCCUAAAGCUACUUCACUGGCACUCUGCAUCGAAGAAGUGACAGUGCUUUUCAUUUUUUGCUCUUAAUUAACCAUCUUUUUUUAAAUCCGUUUUUUUUUUUUUUUUUUAACUCCGUCGAUUUGAAGCGAACAUUACUUCGUUGACUCAAAUCUGAGAUGGCAUCGCGUGCUCUUAUUGCGCGCGGGGCAGGUUAUGAGUUUAUAACUAUGAGUAGACAGAGACAGACCACUUUUGAUAUCUCUCUUGUGUAGGCGGAAUUUUUAUUUUUAUUUAUUAUUAUUAUUAUUAUUAUUAUUAUUAUUAUUAUUAUUAUUAUUAUUAUUAUUAUUUUCUUCGCUCUGUGAACACCGUCGUGAAUUUUCCUCAUCUGUCUUACUGAAUCAUUGAUCCGCUGGGUAUCGGUCCGGUAUGCUCUGUCAUCUCACACUGUGACAUGGUACUUUAACAUUACCGGGGGAAAAAACCGAGGGAUCGUCAUAUUUGGACAUGGAGACUCCGAGGGAGCCUGGUUUUGUGCCCAGCAAAGAGGGACUGAAGAAACUAGCGGGGAAGACACUGGGACACUUGUACAAAGUGAUAGAAAAGCGACAAAAACCUGGCGAGAACAUCGAACUGACCGAGCAUGGACGGCCUGCUCAGACCAACGAGAAAAAGCCACCUUUGUGCGACUGCACGUGCUUUGGACUUCCUCGCCGCUACAUCAUCGCCAUAAUGAGCGGCCUCGGGUUCUGCAUCUCCUUCGGUAUUCGGUGCAACUUAGGCGUGGCCAUAGUGAGCAUGGUGAACAACAGCACCAUUCACCUGAACGGGAAGAUCAUCAUCAAAGAGAAGGCAAAAUUCAGCUGGGACCCGGAAACAGUUGGAAUGAUUCAUGGCUCGUUUUUCUGGGGUUAUAUUGUGACGCAAAUUCCCGGGGGAUACAUUUCUUCUAGAUUGGCGGCAAACAGGGUUUUUGGCGCAGCCAUUCUCCUCACAUCCAUACUGAACAUGUUCAUCCCCUCAGCUGCACGUGCUCACUACGGCUGCGUCAUAUUCGUCAGGAUAUUACAAGGGCUUGUAGAGGGUGUGACCUACCCAGCCUGUCAUGGGAUCUGGAGUAAGUGGGCUCCUCCGCUGGAAAGAAGCCGUCUGGCCACAACCUCCUUCUGUGGUUCCUAUGCUGGAGCUGUCAUUGCCAUGCCUUUAGCUGGGAUCUUGGUGCAGUACACAGGCUGGUCAUCGGUUUUCUAUGUCUAUGGCUGUUUUGGGAUUUUCUGGUAUAUGUUCUGGAUCUUAGUGUCAUAUGAAAGCCCAGCUGAACAUCCUACCAUCACGGCCGAAGAACGCUGCUACAUUGAGGAGAGUAUCGGCGAGAGCGCUAAGCUGCUAGGUCCUGCAGAAAAAUUCAAGACACCUUGGAGGCAGUUUUUCACAUCCAUGCCUGUCUAUGCAAUCAUUGUGGCCAACUUCUGCAGGAGUUGGACCUUCUACUUGCUGCUCAUCAGCCAGCCUGCAUACUUCGAGGAGGUGUUUGGCUUUGAGAUUAGCAAGGUUGGCAUGCUGUCAGCCCUGCCCCAUCUGGUGAUGACCAUUAUCGUACCCAUUGGGGGACAGAUAGCCGAUUUCCUCCGUAGCAAAAACAUCCUGUCUACUACCACAGUUCGGAAGAUCAUGAACUGCGGAGGCUUUGGGAUGGAGGCCACUCUGUUGCUGGUGGUUGGUUACUCACAUAGUAAAGGAGUAGCCAUUUCGUUUCUUGUGUUGGCUGUCGGUUUCAGUGGAUUUGCAAUAUCAGGUUUCAAUGUCAAUCAUUUAGACAUCGCUCCUCGCUAUGCCAGUAUCCUCAUGGGAAUCUCUAAUGGAGUGGGAACUCUGUCAGGAAUGGUGUGCCCUCUUAUUGUGGGAGCCAUGACCAAACACAAGACCCGAGAAGAGUGGCAGUAUGUGUUUCUUAUCGCUUCCCUGGUGCAUUAUGGUGGUGUAAUCUUCUAUGGCAUCUUCGCCUCGGGGGAGAAGCAGCCAUGGGCAGAUCCAGAACAGACCAGUGAAGAAAAGUGUGGCUUCAUUGAUGAAGAUGAGCUGGCUGAGGAAACGGGGGACAUCACCCAGAGUUACGGUGCCCUGGGAGGUCCAGCCAAAACCUACGGUGCCACUACACAGUUGAACGGUGGAUGGGCAGAAGGAUGGGAUAAACGAGAGGAGUAUGUACAGGAAGGUGUGGAGGAAGGGGGUUACGGAUACCGGCAGGGUGGGGAUUACUCCUAGACCUCACAUGCUAUCACACACACAUACACACACAAUGCACAGAGCUAUACAUAAACAUUCAGUGGAGCAAAAAAGUAUUUGGAUGGAUACAUUCAGACACAGAUCACAACUGGAAAUGUAUAAAUUCCAUUGCAUUAAAUAACAAAAUGCAAGUGCAAUCUGCAACGCAUCUGCAAUUUGUCUUUCUGUGCUUUUCUUUAGUGGGUGUAUGAAGUGCCCUUAUUUUGAAAUCAAAAAAUCUAUGUGUGUAGCUAUAUAUGUAAAUAUAUAAAUAAUAUAUAUAUAUAUGUGAUAAAUCAUUAUAUAAUCUAAUAUAACAAACCUGUUUUCGUAAAAUGUUUCGCUUUAAAAAAAUAGCAUUUUUGUUAUCUAAUCUAAUGCAAUGACAUUUCUACAUUUUAAGCACAGCCUAAGCAUCCAGAUACUUUUUGGAGCCACUGUACAUACAGGACAGGAUAAAAAAAUACAUACCCACACUAUAGAUUUUGUAGUGUCUGUGAGUUCAAAAAAAAAAAUAGAGGAUCAAUUAACAUGUAAAAAAAAAAAAAAAAGUUGUGUGUU